AUGGCGCCUCCAAGGCUGGAAAAGGGUGUUGGGGUGUUAGAUAAGCCAGUAAUAGAGAAAACAACUCCUGGAAGAGAGUCUGAGUUUGACUUGAGGAAAUCAAGGAAAAUGACACCACCAUAUAGAGUGAUGCUAAACAAUGACAACUACAACAAGAGGGAAUAUGUUGUGCAAGUGUUGAUGAAGGUUAUACCUGGAAUGACAGUUGACAAUGCAGGAAAUUUACUGAAUAUUGAUUGGUUGAUACAGUUAACUAGAAUUGGUCGAGAUGCAGUUUUAUAUGUUGAGUCGCUCAUUGAGUCAAUCAUGGGAGGAUUGGAAGGGCUAAUCAACAUUCUUGAUUCUGAAGGAGGUUUCAGCUCUUUGGAGACACAUCUUCUACCAGAAGUCACCUGA
This is a messenger RNA of Lactuca sativa (garden lettuce), 396 nucleotides long. Lineage: Eukaryota; Viridiplantae; Streptophyta; Magnoliopsida; Asterales; Asteraceae. The record is from RefSeq and is a predicted model, not a curated record.